Molecule: messenger RNA, 1635 nt
Organism: Fukomys damarensis (Damara mole-rat)
Lineage: Eukaryota; Metazoa; Chordata; Mammalia; Rodentia; Bathyergidae
Exons: 4
Coding region: 114-1070 (318 amino acids)
Source: RefSeq, a predicted model, not a curated record
ACCCCAGCACAGCAGUAAGCUCAUCUAAGUGCACUAGUGAGAAGAAAAGCUGGGAUCCUUUCCUCUGGCCCCAAGGUCAUCUCCUCCCAAGGUCAUCUCCCCCAGGAGACAGAAUGGAGCCACUACAGAGCUCUUCUUCUGUAACCACAAUCAUGGACCCAGCCCAAGGAAUAAGUGACUUAUAUCCUGGUCCUAAGCACUCCCUGGGGUUGCUGGAGUCCCUCCUGAGCAAGACCCUGGCCUCACCCUUAAUAUCAGCACUCAGAGCCAAGACCUCCUUCCAGCCUGGAGGAGACCACCCGCCUCUGAAGGACAGUUUCGAGAAGCUCCCCUCAGCUCUACCUCCCACUCUCAUAUCAAACUUUCAAAAACACAGUACAGAGCUUUGGCAAAAGGGAAAGGGACCAAAAAAGAAUGAAGAUGUGUCAAGUAUAUACUACAAACACGGACUAAAAAGGCAAAACAAAAUAACACUGAUCCUGGAGUGGAAGGAGGUUAGAGGUGCUGGGGAGGGCAUGGCUGGGCAAACCUCUUCUCUCCCUCCAAGUCAGGUAAGAACGGUCGGUCAACCCCAAGAGAAAAAGAUUGAAGUGUUCAGGCCAGAGGGGAAGGGAAGUGGGGGACCAGCUGGUCUCAGGCUGCAGCAAGCUCAGGCAGAUGGCCCUGCAGCUGUUCCCAGCAGAGGACAGCCAGACACUGGCACCUGUGGGAGGGCUCCCUGCUCUGCUCAUCGGCCAUGCACUCUGUGGAAGAGACAGAAACUGGAUGGUCCUCAGCGGGUGUGCAGACCAAGGUGGCCGGGACUGUCUGGGUCAGCAGGACGGAGGAUGGUUUCCCAACAAACUGUCUCAAGCCUGGCCUCCAGGUUCCCUCUGGGAUGCCACACAUACACCGUGGCAGGAGUACGUGAACCGCGGCACUGGCCCUUUGCAGUCCUGCCAGAUGCUUGGGACCUGGCCCCUUGUCCUAGGAGAGGGCCCUUUUCUUCUUGCCUCUGUUGGCUGACAGUUAUCCCCCCACCCUCCUCAGGGGCUUUGGCUCAGGGCAGCUCCAUUGCAGGAAGCGAGUGACACUGGCUGGGGGACAGACACUGUUGCCAGGCCAAGGCUGGCUCUGAAUAUAAACACUAAAUAAUCCAAAUUCUGUCCUGGUCUAUUGCUGCGCUGGUCAAGAGGCAGCCCCCAGCCAUGUGUGGCUAUUGACAUUUCAAAUGAAAGAAAAUUAAAAGUUUGGUUCUUCACUUGCUGGGCUGUACCGGGUCCCCCCAAAAUGACACAAUGAAGUACUCACCCCUGGCACCUGUGACCGGGGCCUUAUUUAAAAAUGGAGCCACUGCAGAGGUGAUAGAGUUGGAAUGUGGACACACUUGAUUGCUCUAAGCCAUGACUGGUGUCCCCCUAAGGGAUAGAAGAUGUUACCAAGCCAAGGGGAGAAGGCAGGAGUCUGGUGCUGCAUCUAUAAGAACACAGGCGCAAGGACCACCAAGAACAGCCACAGCAGCAGCACAGGCUCCUCCUCAGAGAGACCACGGAAGCACCUCACAUCUUGGUCUCAGACUUUUGGCCUCCUCAACUGUGAGAGUUAGUCCUGAAGAUCGAACCCAGGGCCAGCAGGGCCUUUUACAGAGUUACUUCC